AUGUGCUGGCAUCUACGAAACGCGUCCACUAACUCUCUCGAUACAGUGGAGAAGAGUCCCACGCCUAUCGUUCUCCAACAACAUCCAACCCAUCCGAGUCCAACACCAGCAACUCAAGUACGAUCCCAGUCGCCAUCGUCCUCUUGCCUCAAUGCCGAUGCGACAAAUUCGGCGAGGGACGACGACAUCAUCGAGGAGGGUAGGCACGAUCCUUACGAUGAUUUUUUCAGGUCGUCCCCUACUCCCGAUCAGCCCUCCCGCAUAUCAUCGCUUCAUCAGUUCUGGCACGCAAUCUCACAACAUCACCUCCCGGCAGUUAAGCGUGGAUUUUUCAGGCGUCGCGCUCACUCCGAAUCAAAUGUUUCCCCCGAUCCUGUACUCAACCAAUCGCCAGAAGUAGAAGUCCGAGUAGGUGAGGAACGCGAUGUAGCGGCGAGACAUCCCGAGGUCGUUGAGGUAUACGCUGUGCGCGGGUUCCAGGGGUAUGUCGCAAUGGCGCCCAAAAAGAAGCCAAAGCCACCGGUAGUAGCAGGUGGUUUUCUCAAGUCUACCUGCAAUGUCCUGCGAGAUCUACUAUACGGCGGUACCUCCUUUGACGGGAUCCAGUCAGAUACAUCCUUUCCCCGAGGCUGCCAGCUUGCGAUUCUGACAUAUGACACUUCCUUGCACUUUUACGAUCUGACUCCAGCCUCAUCGCCAGCGAGCAUGAUCGUGGUUUCCGAUUUAGAGGAAGACCGCCAAGCAUGUACAACAGUGGCCAUCAGCGUGAGCGAUACUUGGGACGGCGCACUACUUGACUUCCUCGUAGACUGCGAGAUUGCUCAAGAAACAGAUGCGGGCCAUGUACGAUUCUCCAGAUACAUGAGACACGAGAGGGUCUCUCACAUGAACGGUGCUGUAGAUCGUUUUCAGUUGGUUCUGGACCGCUGUCCGGUCGACCAUCCUGAUCACGCAGCGGCUCUAACCAACUUUGCGUGGGCCCGCCUUCAAGGCUAUAUUCAUAACGAUCUCCAAAACAUUGAUACCACCACUUCCCUCUUCCACGAAGCCCUUGCAUUGCGGCCGCAGGGCCAUCCCGACCACAUAUUAUAUCUCUAUAAUCUCAUUUCCGCAUUGAUCUGGCGCUACAGCAAGGAACGCACCGCCGUCUUCAUUCACGAAUCCCUGCAGCUGUGCUGCAAGCUACUGCCCCUCUGUCCAGAGGGCACCUACCUUCGUAGCAUCGGCGUAGACAUUGAAGAACUCGAAUCGGGACAUCCACAUCUAGCCCGCAAAUUUUCGGAGCUGAGCAAGCGCGUUUCCAACGCCGCUCAGGGUUCUGCAGCCAUCACCGACAGAGCUGCUGCUGAUCGAGCAGCAACAGAGUACAGGAAACUUAUAAGGCAAUGGGAUGCUGUGGUAGCUGAAAUAUGUGAUCUUCGAGGUUUCUCGCGGUUCCUACUUCCACCUUUGUACGAAGAUUUGCAAGUGGCAGCUCGCAAUGGCCCGGUCAUCAUCCUCAUUGCCAGCAAAUACUCAUGCAGUGCCAUCGUUGUCCCGACGUCAGGAGAGCCCCAUCAUGUUCGCUUCCCGCGCAUCACUCUACCAUUGAAGGUCUACUCGAUGCAUUACCGGAACGUUAUCUAGAUACCGUCAUUGAUAAUGCAGCACUUGGGGGAGCACUACUUGCUGGUCUAGCUUCGCUUGUACGUC
Molecule: messenger RNA, 1692 nt
Organism: Suillus clintonianus
Lineage: Eukaryota; Fungi; Basidiomycota; Agaricomycetes; Boletales; Suillaceae
Exons: 9
Coding region: 1-1626 (541 amino acids)
Source: RefSeq, a predicted model, not a curated record